AUGAACCGGCAGCUAGUGAACAUUUUGACAGCCUUGUUUGCAUUUUUCUUAGAGACAAACCACUUCAGGACGGCUUUCUGCAAAGACCAUGACUCCAGGUCUGGAAAACAACCUUCACAGACCCUAUCGCCUUCAGAUUUCUUGGACAAAUUAAUGGGAAGGACAUCAGGAUAUGAUGCAAGAAUCAGGCCCAAUUUUAAAGGUCCUCCAGUAAACGUUACUUGCAAUAUUUUUAUCAACAGUUUUGGAUCGGUCACAGAAACUACCAUGGACUACCGAGUGAAUAUUUUUCUGAGACAACAGUGGAAUGAUUCACGGCUGGCAUAUAGCGAGUAUCCUGAUGAUUCCCUGGACUUGGACCCAUCCAUGCUGGACUCCAUUUGGAAACCAGAUUUAUUCUUUGCCAAUGAGAAGGGUGCCAACUUCCAUGAUGUCACCACUGACAACAAAUUGCUUCGAAUUUCAAAAAAUGGCAAAGUACUCUACAGUAUCAGACUCACCUUGACCCUAUCCUGUCCCAUGGACUUGAAGAAUUUUCCAAUGGAUGUCCAGACGUGUACAAUGCAGCUGGAGAGUUUUGGGUACACGAUGAAUGACCUGAUAUUUGAGUGGUUAAGCGAUGGUCCAGUUCAAGUUGCUGAAGGACUGACCCUGCCUCAGUUUAUUUUGAAAGAAGAGAAGGAACUUGGCUACUGCACAAAGCACUACAACACUGGAAAGUUUACCUGCAUCGAGGUUAAAUUUCACCUGGAACGCCAGAUGGGGUAUUAUUUGAUCCAGAUGUACAUCCCCAGUCUGUUGAUAGUCAUUUUGUCCUGGGUCUCCUUUUGGAUAAACAUGGAUGCAGCCCCUGCUAGGGUCGCACUGGGCAUAACCACCGUCUUGACGAUGACCACCCAGAGUUCAGGUUCCAGGGCAUCUCUGCCAAAGGUCUCCUAUGUCAAAGCGAUUGACAUCUGGAUGGCGGUGUGCCUUCUGUUUGUGUUUGCUGCCUUAUUGGAAUAUGCAGCAGUGAACUUUGUCUCCAGGCAACACAAGGAGUUCCUGCGGCUCCGGAGAAGACAGAAGAGGCAGAAUAAGGAAGAAGAUGUUACUCGUGAAAGUCGUUUUAAUUUCAGUGGUUAUGGGAUGGGUCACUGCCUCCAAGUGAAAGAUGGAACAGCUGUCAAGGCCACACCUGCCAACCCGCUCCCACAACCCCCAAAAGAUGCAGAUGCCAUCAAGAAGAAGUUUGUGGACCGGGCAAAAAGGAUUGACACGAUAUCUCGAGCUGCCUUCCCAUUGGCCUUCCUCAUUUUCAACAUCUUUUACUGGAUCACAUACAAGAUCAUUCGGCAUGAAGAUGUCCACAAGAAAUAG
This is a messenger RNA of Panthera uncia (snow leopard), 1359 nucleotides long. RefSeq names its product glycine receptor alpha 2 (gene GLRA2). The coding region runs from base 1 to 1359 and encodes 452 amino acids. Gene Ontology annotation, molecular function: transmitter-gated monoatomic ion channel activity; extracellularly glycine-gated chloride channel activity; transmembrane signaling receptor activity. Gene Ontology annotation, biological process: chloride transmembrane transport; signal transduction; regulation of membrane potential. The record is from RefSeq and is a predicted model, not a curated record. Gene Ontology annotation, cellular component: synapse; neuron projection; postsynaptic membrane. The transcript has 9 exons. NCBI's taxonomy places the organism in Eukaryota, Metazoa, Chordata, Mammalia, Carnivora, Felidae.